Syngnathus acus (greater pipefish) is the source of this 1413-nucleotide messenger RNA. RefSeq names its product SAP domain containing ribonucleoprotein. Gene Ontology annotation, cellular component: nucleus. Lineage: Eukaryota; Metazoa; Chordata; Actinopteri; Syngnathiformes; Syngnathidae. Gene Ontology annotation, biological process: poly(A)+ mRNA export from nucleus. The record is from RefSeq and is a predicted model, not a curated record. The coding region runs from base 95 to 736 and encodes 213 amino acids. The transcript is spliced from 11 exons.
AAAGUUGGGAGAUGAUGACAAAAAGCAGCAGCAGUAGAAGAAGAAGAAGCCGCAGCGGUUUGAUUGGAGGAAAGGAAAGGGUUGAUCAACAAAAAUGGCUGAAGUGAUCGAGCUGCAGAAACUCAAGCUUGCUGAGCUGAGGCAAGAAUGUGAAGCCCGAGGUCUCGAGACCAAAGGCAACAAGGGGGACCUGAUCGCACGACUGCAGGCCUUCCUAGAUGAGCACGCCACCGAUGAAGAAGAGGAUGUGGAUGAUGUGCUGGCGGAUGACACUGUGGACUUCUCAAAAGGCGAGAUUGUAGACAACGGCAAAGAUGUCAAAGAAUUGGAAUCUCCCGUGGCAGAGCUGCCCACUGAGAAAAAGAUAGUGAAGAUAUGUCCUCCAGCUGCUGCUGGCGAACGGCUGCAGAAACGCGCUGAACGCUUCAAUCUGCCUGCAUCAGCGGAGGACAAGAAGGCCCAGCGUGCGGCCAGGUUUGGCUUACCGAUCAGUGCUUCAAGUUCAUCCACAGGCACCGCCAUGGCCAAAAACAUGCCGGUCAACGUGGAUCAGCUGAAGAAGAGGGCGGAGAGAUUCGGCAUGAACGUGUCGUCGCUUUCGCAAAAGAUGGAAGCAGAUGAGAAGCUGAUCAAGAGGAAGGAAAGGUUUGGCAUCCUAACAGGCGGCGCCGUGACUGGCUCCGCGGACGUCGAGGCAAAGAAAGUGAAGCGCGCUGCUCGAUUUGGAAUAGUGUAAAGAAUUUUUUUGUUUUAUUUUUGUUUUUUUGUGUUGUUUUUGACAUUCAGUCAGGUCACAGACUGUGUCCUUGUUAAUCAGGUUUUUAAAAAAGUGUUGAGUUACUGGACAAAAACUGUUGAAGUAGUGGAAAUGGAAAGAACGUUUUUUUUGCCUGCUUACACGUAAUAGUUUCAUCUGCCUUUUUCUACUGUUUUCUUUCACACUUGACAAAUGUUAGAAAUUGAGUGACCAUGACUGAUAACUUAAGUUUAUCUUUACUAUUUUGUUACCUAUUUUUAUCAUUGUCAAAUCUUCUUGCACUCUAUCUGAAUGAACACAAUUUCAAGCACGCAACCAUGUUUCCAUCCGUAGCAUGUGCAUCAGUUUACUGGCAGAUUUGGACAAACGACAUUAGUUGUGUUCAAAAUACACUUUUAAGAUUUUUCGUUUGUUCGUCCUCCAGUCUGAAAAUAUUGGGUUUGGCAAUCCGAACAGUUUAAUACAUUUCAGGCAUUUUGAGAGUAGACGUCUUUUUGAUUAUGACACCAGAGUAAUUUGUGUGAAUUCUGACCAAAUAAAAAUUCAACUACUCCUGAUAGUUAAUGUAAUGAGGAAAGUUUGGCAGGGGAUGCUGUAACUUUAAUACAUUCAGGCCAUGUCCCGAAAAGAACCCAAUGGGGUUUCCUUGUUUGUUU